AUGUCCCGCGCAUCCAAACUCACACUCCUCGGCACGUCUCUGUUUGCGGCUGGCACCAUCGUGCUGGUGCACUUCCAGCAGAAGUGGGAGCAAGAGGCCAUGCACGCCGGCGUGAUCCGCGAUCUCGAGCAGCAGCGCCUGAAGAUGGCACAGCGCCAGGCCGAGUUCGAUGCUCAGCGCGCGUUGGAGGCGGAGUACAAGAAGGAGCAGAGUGUACGGGAUACUACGAAUGAUGCGCCGCUAGUUGCUUCAGGUAAAUCUUCGAGUUCUGGAGAAGGUUGGAGUUUGUGGAAGAAAUAG
Molecule: messenger RNA, 300 nt
Organism: Thermochaetoides thermophila DSM 1495
Lineage: Eukaryota; Fungi; Ascomycota; Sordariomycetes; Sordariales; Chaetomiaceae
Product: cytochrome c oxidase assembly-like protein
Exons: 2
Coding region: 1-300 (99 amino acids)
Biological process (GO): mitochondrial respiratory chain complex IV assembly
Cellular component (GO): mitochondrion
Source: RefSeq, a predicted model, not a curated record